Molecule: messenger RNA, 1185 nt
Organism: Mycena citricolor
Lineage: Eukaryota; Fungi; Basidiomycota; Agaricomycetes; Agaricales; Mycenaceae
Source: the annotation of a GenBank genome assembly
AGGUCAGGGAGUCCUUGCCGGUGUAAGGGUUCUGCAUGGGCCAAAAAAACCUGUCCGCGGCCGGUCUCGAACAUGGCCGCAUCGCCUGUCACCUGUCAGCGGGCUCUAGACCCUCGUGAUGUAAUGUAGCCCAGGUAAAAAUCACGCGCCAUUUUUCCACCUUACAUUUUUGAUUCACUACAUACUUCCACCACCUCACGCAGACCUCAUUUACACCGAUAAUAUCCAUGUCUACGAGCCCCAAGAAACCCUCGAUAUCGGGUAUGAAAUUGAGCAUGCCUCAAUAUACACCCGAGCUCGAAUACACCAUUAACCUCGGCGCCGAGUCCUCCGAAUCCCGUCCUAUCACGCCUGUCCCCCAGUUCCGCGAGGUGACGCGGAAACGCAAUUGGCGCUCAUCGAGUCAUGAGCGGGACCAGACGCACGGGUCUAGCGCCUACGACAAGGAAGGGCACUGGAAGGUGGCAGAGCGGGGAAGACUCGAGGCCUUGCGGGACUGUGGAAUUUGCGAGGAAGUGGCAACCGAGCCUCUGGUGACCGAUUGCUGCGGGGCGCUGUUUUGCCGAGAGCAUAUCAACGACUGGCUCUAUGGUCCUGCUUCAUCACCACUCUGUCCCUCGUGCCAGAAGACCUGCAUGGUCCCCGCCAUCGACUCAGCUUCGUCAUCCUCUUCACUGGCAUCACACUCCGCAGACCGUAACCGCACCCUCUCGCGCUCGCGCUCGUCCUCACCACCUGUUACGAUUGAGUCUCCUGCCACUCGUCGUUUUGCGCGAAUGGAGUACGACAGCAUUGUCCGCCUGAUCAGCAUUGCCGUCAGUGCGCUUCUGUUGCUCGGCGUAUUGAGCCGACGUGGGCUGGAUGGCAACACUGACGGGUUAGCGACGACGUAUCAGUCCGGUGAUCCCAGCCUGUGAAGAUGAAUGUCAUGGGGCUUUUCUCCGAAUACCUCAUCCGUACUUCAACGUGCGGUGUUAUUUCGUUCUCUUUUCUCUGCGUCUCCCACAUGUGUAGUAACUGUCGUGUCUAUAUUGUAUCCAUUAGCGAUUUCAUUUUCAUCGCCUCUCCCCGGCGUGGGUUUGGGCAUGUCGGGGAGUCGGUCAGCAGCCCGGUGUCACAUUUCAUGGUAGUUUUGUUCUACCCAAUACUCGUAUCUAUGACCUUGAAAUGCGGUUGGAGUCGUAA